Centruroides sculpturatus (bark scorpion) is the source of this 819-nucleotide messenger RNA. RefSeq names its product glutamate receptor 1-like. The transcript has 6 exons. The annotation marks the transcript as partial. Lineage: Eukaryota; Metazoa; Arthropoda; Arachnida; Scorpiones; Buthidae. The record is from RefSeq and is a predicted model, not a curated record.
CAAGACGGAAGAGGAAGUAAAGGAGUCAUCCUCUGGGAUAACGUGUUUGAGUCUGGAAAGGAACAGCGGAAAUUUUUAAGUGUGUAUCAGAGUGGAGGAACGGGUCCACUCGGAUAUAAUAAAAGCUUUCUCCACACUUGGUCAAUCCAUUGCGGAUCUGGCCUAAUCAAUGUUUGGUAUAAAAAUGAUUCUCUUAGUGCUCACCAUAAUUCUUUUUCAUUACAAAGGAUACUGCUGAUGGAUAAUAUAACUCUACGUGUUGCUACUUUCUAUAUUAAUGGCCAUGUCGAAUUUUAUAAAGAAAAUAAUAAAAUAUCGUUUUUAAAUGGAGGUGCUAUUUCUAGACUAUUUUUGUUGUUGCAAGAAAAAUUGAAUUUCAGGUAUGAAAUCGUUAUCGAAAGAGCUUUAGGAAACAAAUCACCAAAUGGAAGUUGGAAUGGUCGCAUUGGUCUCUUGACAAGAAAUGAAGUUGAUAUAGCUUUUCCUAUAGGACUAAAUUAUAAAAUAUACGAAGACGUUGAUAUUACACCUCCAACUCAUUUGACAGAAGUUAAGUUUCUAAUUUCUUCUGCAGAAGGGAUAUCAAAAAUCUAUGCACUAAUUAGAAUUCUAAAUUUCGAAGUAUGGAUAGCUGCCAUUUUCGCUACAUUAAUUAGUACAGUAAUAUUUUAUAAAAUAUUUUCUUUCGAAGCAAGACUAUACAAAAGAAAUCCUCCACCACUUUUAAAUGUGUUUUGGACGUUAUUAGGAACAUUCACAAAUCAAGGUAAAGAAGCUUUAAUAAAUUUGGAUUUCGUUUAUAAAAAAAAAUAUUUUUAG